Didymella exigua CBS 183.55 is the source of this 1057-nucleotide messenger RNA. RefSeq names its product S-adenosyl-L-methionine-dependent methyltransferase. Gene Ontology annotation, cellular component: cytoplasm; nucleus. The transcript has 3 exons. The record is from RefSeq and is a predicted model, not a curated record. NCBI's taxonomy places the organism in Eukaryota, Fungi, Ascomycota, Dothideomycetes, Pleosporales, Didymellaceae. Gene Ontology annotation, molecular function: tRNA binding; S-adenosylmethionine-dependent methyltransferase activity. Gene Ontology annotation, biological process: tRNA wobble uridine modification. The coding region runs from base 12 to 833 and encodes 273 amino acids.
CUUCCACAGAUAUGGCCGAGUCCGACGCCGCAGGUACUACCUAUGAAGAAGAGCAUGUGCAUGAAGUAUACGAACAGAUUGCUUCGCACUUCUCUUCCACUCGCUACAAGCCAUGGCCGAUAGUAGAGCGUUUCCUGAAAGAGCAGCCCGGUGGUGCUAUCGGCGCUGAUGUAGGCUGUGGAAACGGAAAAUAUCUGGCUGUGAACAAAGAAGUGUUCAUUGUGGGUUCUGAUCGGUCGACGAAUCUUGUCACAUUUGCAAAACAGCACAAGCCGCACGAUGUCGUUGUGGCAGAUAAUCUCUCCUUGCCUCAUCCACCACGCAGCUUCGAUUUCGCCAUCUCAAUAGCUGUCGUCCACCAUCUCUCUACGCCAGCACGGCGCAUAGAAGCCGUUGCAUGCAUAUUGAACCUUCUGCGGCCGUCUCAGCAAGGUCUGAGUGGGAGUGGAGGCAAAGCACUAAUCUACGUCUGGGCGCUAGAGCAGAAGAGCAGUCGCCGGGGCUGGGAUGAAGGCGGCGAACAGGACGUCAUGGUGCCUUGGGUCAUGACGGCGAAGAAGGAGAAAGUACCGAAAAAGAAGAAACAGCAGCCACGGGGGAAGGACGAAGAUGCAGCACAACAGAGUGCUGAUAUAGAAGAAAAGACCGCGGACAAGACGCAACAGCAAACCGAGGUACAGGAGACGAAGCCAGAGGAUGGAAAGGUAUUUCUGAGGUACUAUCAUCUGUAUAGGAAAGGAGAGCUCGAAGAAGACAUAGAGAAAGCUGGUGGGAGUGUCGUUGAGAGCGGGUACGAGAAGGACAACUGGUGGGCGAUAGCGAGUCUCAAGUGAUCAAUGGCACAUGAUGCUUCGAUUCAGUCUUGAAGUCUGUAUGGCUUUUCAGCUGCAGCCGUGGCUACGGGCGACGACAACGACGACAGAUACCUGUUCGACUUCAGACUUGGAGGUCAUCGCUGGCAAGGACUUGCGUGGAAGAACAAGCAAGGCUUAACGCUUUGUUAAAGCCAUAUGGUAAUAGUAAUAGUAAUAGUAUAGAAUCUUGAUUCUUAACUUCA